Aspergillus lentulus is the source of this 1233-nucleotide messenger RNA. Its product is annotated as Zn(II)2Cys6 transcription factor rglT. NCBI's taxonomy places the organism in Eukaryota, Fungi, Ascomycota, Eurotiomycetes, Eurotiales, Aspergillaceae. The record is from RefSeq and is a predicted model, not a curated record.
AUGCAGUUCGAUAGUUUACCUCUCCGUCCUAGCAGUAGUCAUGACACCGCCUCGGUGCCGCCUUUGAAAAGGCAUGCGGCGUGUGACGAGUGCAGGAAACGGAAGUUGAAAUGCUCUGGUGAAGCUACGGGCUGUAGUCGUUGUGUUAAGCAGUCCCUUCCUUGCCACUAUUCAUUACAGAAGCCGAUGGGACGCCCACCGAAAAAGCGACCCCGUGAAGACAAUGAUGCAUCCGUAUAUGAAAUCUCAGACAAUGGGAUGUGGACUGAUAUAGAUGAUGGUGGGAUUUUGACUGAGGAAGCCGGGGCCGAAGCUACAGCGGCAUCAGAUGCCCUACGACUUUGUCCUCCAGUGUACACCGCACCAAUGCGAAUGCCACAGGCCUUUCCUAACCUAUUAUCUACUGACGAUAGUCACAAUCACCUAUGGCAGUUGGAAGCCGGUCGAUCGCUGGACCCUAUCCCUGCGACUACCGGUCCUUGGCCUGAUUUCUCCAGCGUAACGGCCGCAACGUCUUCUCCGUUCAUAUUACCGUCGAGCUUGACGCUCAUUGAUUCCCCUAGCGUAUCAACCCCCAGCUCGGACGGUGGUAACAGUUCUCAGUGUACCUGCUUAUCAUACUUGUAUCUAUGUCUCAGUCAUCUUUCUUCCCUUGCUCCCUUUCCAAUAUCUCAACACACGUUGUGUUCCUUAUUUAUUGCUGCCAAAACAGCGCGGGCUGUCAUUCGUUGUGAUGUCUGUCCCACAAGCUUUGCUCUGGGGAUGCAGAAUGUCAUGUUUACUGGAACCCUCUUGAACGUCGUUGCGGAUGCCUGGCUGCGAGUGUCGCAAGCUGACGCUGAAGAACUGGGCAAGUUAGCCGCGCCGCCAGCUUAUGUGGCUUCAGUGACGCAGAACUCCCCAAACCCCGCAGAGGCUUGGAAGGACUGGCUUCGACAAACUGUCAGAAGCGCUAUUACAGGCGGCCCGGUAGAUCCUGCUGGUCAGGUGAGGUGCUCGGAUUCGCCAACAUUACUUUCUCUCAUUGAGGAAAUGGAAGCCCGCCAGCAUAGAUGGCAUCGAUCCCGAACUGUGGAAUCCCCAAAUGAACCCGGAUCUUGUUCACCUGUCUCCCAUGAGGACCAUCGGGAAGAGGAUAUGCUUUGUUUUCGUGUAAUCCGAAGCGCCAGAGAUGUUAUAGCCAAGUUUGAAUUUGCACCGCACGAAUACCCGGAGGGUGCGGUUCCGGUAUGA